This is a messenger RNA of Vombatus ursinus (common wombat), 1713 nucleotides long. RefSeq names its product Fc fragment of IgG receptor and transporter (gene FCGRT). NCBI's taxonomy places the organism in Eukaryota, Metazoa, Chordata, Mammalia, Diprotodontia, Vombatidae. Gene Ontology annotation, biological process: immune response. The coding region runs from base 281 to 1459 and encodes 392 amino acids. Gene Ontology annotation, cellular component: external side of plasma membrane. The transcript is spliced from 7 exons. Gene Ontology annotation, molecular function: beta-2-microglobulin binding. The record is from RefSeq and is a predicted model, not a curated record.
AGACGACCGUAAGGACAGGCACAGCCACCCGCACUCCUUGAACCCCAGGGAGCUGCUAAGGGACGGGCAGGACGCAGAGGAGGGCGCAGGGCUGACAGCCCGCUUGGCUACGCUCUCUCUAUGACCUUGGACAGAUGGUUGCCCCUCUCCAGACCUGGGCCCCUCUCCGCUGCACGGGACCUUGGAAGCGACUGAGCGGUUGCCCCGGGCCGGGCUGGCCACUUUGCGCCCUGUCUCCGCCCACUCCUGGAGGGGAAGUGGGCCGGGGGACAUUCCAGGAAUGGAAGCGGGGGGUGCACGGCGCAGACGGAGCUUGGGUAGAACGGAAGCGAGGGGAGGCCGAAACUCCCGCCAGGGUCUCAGAAUGGGUAGGCCCUCUCCUAAGCCCCAGGGUCUCCCCAUGCUACUGUUGGUGUUCCUGCCAGGGCUGCGAGUGCUGAGUGCAGAGGCACCGUCCUUGUUCUACCAGCUCACUGCGGUGUCGGUUGCCCCUCAGGGGACCCCGAAGUUCUGGGCCUCAGGGUGGCUGGGUCCCCAGCUCUUUCUGACCUACAGUUCUGGUGGCAAUGCCGAGCCCUGGGGGGCCUGGCGCUGGGAGACUCAGGAAUCCUGGUUUUGGGAGAAGGAGACAUGGUACCUGAAAACCCAAGAACGGUUGCUGCAGGAAGCCUUGAGGCUCUCUAAGAAGCAGGGGGCCCACACUUUUCAGGGCCUGGUGGGCUGCCAACUGAAACCCGACAACUCAUCUCAACACACUGCUCGGUAUGCCCUGGACGGGGUGGACCUCUUGACCUUUGACCCCGUGCACAGAGUUUGGGUGGGAAACACUGUGGAGGCCGAGAACGUGAAGAAAAACUGGGCCAAUGAGAGCCAGCGGGCAGAGAAGGACGCAGAAUUCCUGCUCAUCACCUGCCCCGAGAAACUCAAAAGUCACCUGCAGAAGGGCCGGGGCAACUUCCAGUGGAAAGAGGCCCCAGAGGUGCGAGCUGGAGGCUACGUGGGGCCAGGGUCCGCCUGGUCCACUCUCACUUGCCAGGCCUUCUCCUUCUUCCCACCCGAACUGAAGUUGACCUUCCUUCGGGAGGGGAAGCCAGAGCCGGAGGCCGUAAAAGGAGUGGAGCCAUGGCCCAACAGGGACGGCGCCUUUCAUUCCCGGGGCACUCUGCAGGUCCCCUUUGGGGAUGAAGCGCUCUACAGCUGCAUGGUCCAACACCCUGCACUGGCCAGGGCCAUCACUGUGAACUUCGAGGCAUCGGGCGGCCUACCCCUGCCGGUCAGAGUCAGCCUGGUGGCAGGCUCCUUGCUCUUCUUGGCGUCCCUGGUAGCCGUGGUGGCUUGCGUGGUGAUCUGUAGGAAGAGAGGAGGACGCCCAGUUCCGUGGAUUUUCCGGCGGCGUGCAGCAGACGACGUGGGGUCCCUGCUCGCAGCCCCAGACUCUGCCCAGGACUCCAGCCCCUAAGAUAUGGGCAUCCUGCCUGUCCGCUGCCGACCCCAGGGUUUCUGUACUUUUUCCGCCCUUGCUGGGGGUUGUGUCUGGAUGCUGUGUGACGCCCGGAUGGAAUCCUUUCCUCUCGACCCUGCUUCCCGCCCCCUCCCCACCCCUGGCCCAUUCCAGGUAGCCCUCCUGGAUUUCACCUCUUACAGUAUAGAAAUGUUGAUAUACUCCUCUCCCAAACAAAACUCCCCCAAAAAAGAUAUCGUUGGGUCCAGGUC